GAUGGUUUCAUCGUGUGCAUAAAAGAGCAUUUAUUGGCAACAGUAAGAAGAAAUGAUCUGUUGCAAGUUGAGGGUCUAGAAGAGCUAGGGGCAGGCCAAAAGGACAUGGAUUGAUGUAGGAUGAUUUUAUCAUUGGAGGGAUCCCAAUUUAAGAAUGCAUAUGGCACUGGAUAGAGCAGAAAUGGAGGAGAAGGUUUCAUGUAGUUUGACACCAUAGAGCUAGGACGAGGAUUUGUUGGGUUGAGUGUAGGUGUUGAAGUUCCGUUAAUGAAACAAAAUUCUUUACAUCCUGUGUUGAACAAUAUGAUCCAUAUAAUUCUUUACACGAAGUCUAACAAGUCAGGUGGAAAAUGGGAAGACUGCAAAAGAACUUCCUUGCAUCCCAUGCAAUAGGGUUAGAGUUGCUGCUUGCCAGUUACAUCUUAUGCACCUGAAAAUUUGUACCUGAGCAAGCAACGAUAAACACAUUCUUUGCCAAUCUUCUAAACAGGAGUCAAAUAUCAGAAGAUCCCCAUGAUACAUGGCGCAUCUUGAUUAGUAUAACUCCUAUGCUUUCCAUUGUAAAAGAAAGUAUGGGCUUACUUUGCAGCAAACACCAGCAUUUUGAUGAAGCUAAUGCCGAAGAAAAUGCCCAGGCUGUAGAAAUAGAGAGGCGUAUUGCUCAAGAAACAAAGGCUGAAAAGCAUAUCCAAAAGCUUCUACUACUUGGGGCUGGAGAGUCAGGGAAGUCCACAAUUUUUAAGCAGAUAAAACUUUUAUUUCAAACUGGCUUUGAUGAGGGGGAGUUAAAGAGCUACAUAUCAGUCGUCGAUGCCAAUGUGUAUCAGACUAUUAAAAUGCUGUAUGAUGGGGCAAAAGAAUUUUCUCAGAAUGAAGAAGAUUCUUUGAAGUAUGCAUUGUCUGUUGAAAAUAAGGAUAUUGGAGAGAAGCUAUCCGAAAUUGGAGGUCGGGUGAACUAUCCACGCUUGACUAAAGAACUUGCACGGGAUAUAGAGACUUUAUGGAAGGAUGCUGCAAUUCAGGAAACCUAUGCUCGUAGUAAUGAACUCCAAGUUCCAGACUGUGCUCACUAUUUCAUGGAGAAUUUGUACAGAUUAUGUGACGUCAACUACGUUCCAACUAAGGAGGAUGUUCUUUAUGCAAGAGUUCGAACAACAGGUGUUGUAGAAAUCCAGUUCAGCCCUGUUGGAGAGAAUAAGAAAAGUGGUGAAGUUUAUAGACUUUUUGAUGUUGGAGGUCAGAGAAAUGAGAGAAGAAAGUGGAUACAUCUAUUUGAAGGUGUUACAGCAGUAAUUUUUUGCGCUGCUAUUAGCGAGUAUGAUCAGAUGCUGUUUGAGGAUGAAAGCAAGAAUCGAAUGAUGGAGACCAGGGAACUCUUUGACUGGGUUCUAAAACAACCAUGUUUUGAGAAAACGUCUUUCAUGCUCUUCCUGAACAAAUUUGAUAUAUUUGAGAAGAAGGUUCUAAAGGUGCCACUAAACGUUUGUGAGUGGUUCAAGGAUUACCAACCAGUGUAUGCAGGAAAACAAGAGAUUGAGCAUGCAUACGAGUUCGUGAAGAAGAAAUUUGAGGAGCUAUACUUCCAGAGCACUGCUCCAGAUCGCGUUGAUCGGAUAUUCAAGAUCUAUAGGACCAGUGCCCUUGAUCAGAAGCUUGUCAGAAAAACUUUCAAACUCGUGGAUGAGACUCUGAGAAGGAGAAACCUUUUGGAGGCGGGCUUAUUGUGACGUUGGUGCACUUCUUGGAUCAGAUUGGUAUCUCUCAAGAGUGGAAGGAGCUUCUUUGAGAGGUAUAUCAAGCAUGUGUUGUUCAUUGGCUCUUUUGGUCGCAUACUACACAAAUCACUGGGGAUUGGGGAAAGCCUUUCCCAUAAAUUUCCUCAGCUGGAAUUGGGUCCAUCAUGCGAUAAAACUCGUAUUCAUUUUUGGUCGCGUUGGCUUUUCAGGUUUA
Messenger RNA from Nelumbo nucifera (sacred lotus), 1950 nucleotides. Its product is annotated as guanine nucleotide-binding protein alpha-1 subunit-like. Gene Ontology annotation, biological process: adenylate cyclase-modulating G protein-coupled receptor signaling pathway. The record is from RefSeq and is a predicted model, not a curated record. NCBI's taxonomy places the organism in Eukaryota, Viridiplantae, Streptophyta, Magnoliopsida, Proteales, Nelumbonaceae. Gene Ontology annotation, cellular component: cytoplasm; heterotrimeric G-protein complex. Gene Ontology annotation, molecular function: guanyl nucleotide binding; G protein-coupled receptor binding; G-protein beta/gamma-subunit complex binding.